Messenger RNA from Vitis vinifera (wine grape), 1137 nucleotides. RefSeq lists its product as uncharacterized. Gene Ontology annotation, cellular component: membrane. The record is from RefSeq and is a predicted model, not a curated record. NCBI's taxonomy places the organism in Eukaryota, Viridiplantae, Streptophyta, Magnoliopsida, Vitales, Vitaceae. Bases 1 to 1137 code for a protein of 378 amino acids. The transcript has 3 exons.
AUGACCAUCACUAUUACUAUUACCGUUACCGUCACCAUCACAGUCACCAUUACUGUUACCGUCAAUGUUACCGUUACUAUCACCGCUAUCGUCACCAUUACUGUUACUAUCACCAUUACCUUAACUAUUACUGUCAACAUCACCAUUAUCGUUACCAUUACUAUCAUCGUGAUCAUUACCAACAUCGUUAUUGUUACCGUUAGCACUACUAUUACUGUCUUCGAUACUGUUAUCGCCACUGUUACUGUCCCCAUCAUGGUAACUGUUACUAUCACCAUCACCGUUACAAUUACCAUUAUUGUCACCACCAUCGUUAUCGUAUUCAUAACAGUUAAAGUGACCAUUACCAUGACAGUUACCAUUAUUGUCAUCGUUACUAGUCACCAUUACCGUCACUGUGACCAUUAUUGUGACUGUGAUCAUUACCGUCACAUUACCAUCACCGUCACUGUGACCAUCAUAGUCACCAAUACCGUUACUGCCACCGUUACCGUUACUAUCACCAUUACUAUCACUAUUACCAUCAACAUCAUCAUUACCCUUACCAUCACCGUUACCGUUACUAUUACCGUUGUCGUCCGUAAUACUGUUAUCAUGACCGUUACCAUCAUCGACACCGUUAUCAUUACCAUCACUAUUACAAUCACCAUUACCAUUAUCGUCUUUAUAACCAUCAUCGUUACCGUUUCCGUUAUUGUUUCUAUUAUUGUUACCGUCACUGUUACCGUUAUCGUGAUUGUUACUGUAACCAUUACCAUCAUCGUUACCAUUACCGUCAUCUUUACCUUGACUGUCACCAUUAUCGUAACCGUCAACGUUAUCGUGAUCGUCAUCGUGACCGUCACAAUUAUCACCACCCUCAUCGUCACCGUUACCAUCAUCGUUACCAUCACCGUAUCAGUCAUCGUGACCAUGACCGUUACCGUCAUCAUCACCAUUAGCGUUACCGUUACCAUUACCGUUGCCAUUACCAUUACAAUUACGGUCAUCAUUGCCAUCAUCAUUACCGUUAUUGUCACCAUUACCAUCACCGUCACCAUUAUCGUUACCGUUACUAUUACUGUUAUCGUUACUGUCACUGUGAUUGUCACCGUUACCUUACUAUCACCGUUACCAUUACUAUCACCAUUACCUUAA